Messenger RNA from Lethenteron reissneri (Far Eastern brook lamprey), 4212 nucleotides. RefSeq names its product ubiquitin-like protein ATG12. Gene Ontology annotation, molecular function: Atg8-family ligase activity. The record is from RefSeq and is a predicted model, not a curated record. Lineage: Eukaryota; Metazoa; Chordata; Hyperoartia; Petromyzontiformes; Petromyzontidae. Gene Ontology annotation, cellular component: phagophore assembly site membrane; Atg12-Atg5-Atg16 complex; autophagosome membrane. Gene Ontology annotation, biological process: glycophagy; piecemeal microautophagy of the nucleus; protein lipidation involved in autophagosome assembly.
CUUCACAACCACCCCCAGACUCUGUGCAUCUCUUCCUCGUCGCCUCCGUCUCUCUCCUCCCUCCGUCUCUCCUCUGUCUCCUCCUGCGCCGUAUCUCUCUGUCUCUCUCCGCUGUCUCUCCUCCUCUGUGUCUCUCUCCUCCUCUGUGUCUCUCUCCCCUGUCUCUCUCUGUCUCUCUCCUCUGUCUCUCUCCUCUGUCUCUCUCCGCCGUCUCUCUCCCCUGUCUCUCUCCGCCGUCUCUCUCUCCUCCGUCUCUCUCCUCUGUCUCUCCCCUGUCUCUCCUCUGUCUCUCUCCCCUGUCUCUCUCCCCUGUCUCUCUCCUCUGUCUCUCUCCGCCGUCUCUCUCCGCGGGCCGCGAGCGACGCGCGGCCUCGCCAUGGCCGACGAGAGCACGGAGCCCGGCGCUGGCGAGGCGGCGGCCGAAGUGGCGGCGACUCCGACUCCGCCUCUGCCGGGCGCGAGGAAGAAAGUGGACGUGCUGCUGAAGGCGGUGGGCGACGCUCCCAUCAUGAAGCAGAAGAAGUGGUCCGUGGAGACGGGGAAGACUGUCGCCUGGAUCAUCCAGUUCGUGCGCAAGUACAUCAAGUGUGACGCCGCCGACUCGCUGUUUCUCUACGUGAAUCAGUCGUUUGCUCCGGCUCCAGACCAAGAUGUGGGAACUCUGUUUGAGUGUUUCGGCAGCGACGGAAAGUUGGUUCUACACUACUGCAAGACGCAAGCGUGGGGUUAACCAACUCUACUUCUUCUUCGUCCGGAUCUCCUCCUCCUGCAGAUCAACCGGUCUCAACACCCCCCCCCCCCCCCACCUCGGCUCCAUCCUCUUGAGAAGUCGUCCUGAUGGGCGUAGUAGCCACUUCAGAUAUCGUCGCUGUGGGUUUUAGAACGGGGUAUGUAUAUUGAACUUUUUUCACGCCGUACGGAGCCAACCUCACGAAUCGGAGGUGCGGGGGGGGAGGACAACAAACUAAACACAAAAAACUGUUUUAAAGAAAUCAGUUUUCAAUCUCGACUAGUUAAACGUGCGUGGCUCGCAGUGGCUUCCUAAUAUCGACAGGAGCGUUCCAGACGGCCGCACAAGUGCAUCUGAUAGCGUGCGAUGCGGUGACCGUCUUUGUUCGAUGGUAGACCGGAGUUCGCGUGUUGAUGGUUUAUGCUCCUUGACGAGAUCGGCAAGGAGUUGUGGUUAAUUUGUGGUGAGCACUUUGUGUGUAACGAGCGCCACCUUGUACGAGGUUCGCCGCUGAUUGGGCAUCGUCGGUAACACGGAGACUACGCCGCCCGCCGCCUGUGCCGCAGCCUUGGCCGUCUUGAGUUGGGGGACCGCUUUGUGGGAUGUCAGCAGUGGUUGUACUUUGGAAAGACUGGCCUCUACCGUGGGAAUGUGGAAUUUCCAUCGCUGGCUCAGUGCUGCCAAUGGGGCAGGGAGACGCAUAGAAACACACAGCCACAGGUAAUUGCAGCUGCUUUGUCAAUCACCGCUGGAUGAAUACCUUCCCACAUCAGCCACACAGUUACGAUGGUCUCUGAAGUUUUAGGUGUGCGAGUUUUAUUUGUGUGUCGUGUAGCGGUCAGCGCUACGCCGCACUAUGAACACGGCGACCCGAGUUUGAUUCCCGCUCACGGCCAACUCCAGUGACGAUCAUCUGAACCGGUCCUGGGCCUCCCCUAGGUCGACUCUGCCUCAAAUAAGUAUCUGGUGUGGUGUGUAAACAUUGCGACUGGGGAGACAAAGGCGGCCGGGCGUAGUUCUGGCCACCCACCCUCUCGUGCGCCGUGCCGGCCUUCGUAGGUUCUGCUAUUAGCUAACAGCACUUUCCCCAACAGCCUGUUAAGGCUAUUCGGGGCAUCUCUGUCUUUGUGUGUGUAUAUAUUGUAAUUGAUAUAGUCAUCACAUUGACUUAAGAAUAGUACGUGGGCUUGGGAAGGACUCAACUAAAAUAAAGCCCACGAGCACAACGAAGUGGCUUUUGUGGCAAUUUAUAGCAGGAUCCAAAUACUCUAAAUGCACAUUGAUUCUAAAUGUGGAGGGGAAAGUCGGGGGACCCAGAGAAAAAAUUACGUGACCAUGAAGAGAGAGAGGGACACACGCAAACUGACGACCUCCUGUAUACCAGGCGAGGUAGUUAACAUCUCCUAGCCACAGCGGGGUCACGUGAUUGGACGUGACGAUAACCGCCGGUCGUGGCUAGAGAUGGAGCGGCAGCCAAAGGGGAGAACAACAACCGGCAGGGCAACCACCACGGAGAUGGAACGGUGAAAUCUGCUCAUCGCGAGGCCACGAAGUUUAUGGCAACGAAUUUGGGAGGCCUUCAUCCGCCAGUGGAUAGAGCUUGGCUGAUGAUCAAGGUGUACUGUAUAUAUAUUUAUUUUAGUUUCACGCCUCUCCAUGGAGGUAGUAUAAUUUCUGUCGAUUGAAACGGUCACCGGAUGGAAUGUGUCGGUGGACCUUUUAAUGGUGUUCCCUCUUAUUGGUGCUCAUCAGCAUGACUGGGCCACUGUCGUUGUGGAUCUGGGCUUGAGUGAGGUUCACUUCAAUUAUAAGUCAUCAGCAGGGCAUGGCCACUGCAUGCAAAUGCCUUGACUCAAAUGAGCAAAGGGGCGGCACUCACCUCUGUUGACUAUAAUCCAGCGAUGGAAAUUCCUUGUUACCAUGGCGAGGGCCAGUAUGUUCGUAAGAUGACCAUGGGUGUUGGCUUCACACGUGGAGGGGAGGCCGGGUGGCUUGGAGGUCGGAGAAGCUGAGUUCCUGGGUUCCAGUCCGGGUUUCGGUCGUCUUGUGAUUACACCGGGUUGUCAAUCGUAGUGGGGCUGAUGGUCUCGGCCGGGUCGGCAGUAGCUUGCACCAAGGUCCAUGUAUUCACCUGUGGGGCUUGAGACUCGCACAGAGAUGCGAUGACUCGCAUAGGCUUGGUUCUGAUGAAACUGGGUUCUCGAGUGCAUUAAGUUGAUGUUCUCAGCCCCGGUCACCAACGGCUGCACACACAAAAACCCCGAUCGCAUCACGUUUUAUUCUGCACUGAAUUUGGCUAAAGUCCAAUUCUGAGAAUUAAAAUAUUAAGUUUGACCGCCACGCGACGUCGAUCACUCUCAUGUAGCGGAGCGAGCGGGAAAGUGCCGCUCGCCACUGUGUAUGGACCCGAGUUCCACUUGUGGAAGAAUCAGAAAGGGAUCUUGGCAGCUCUGUGAUAUCCACUUCCGCGGGCCGUUGUUUAACAUUGCGAAGGGUUGGUUGGCACUGCUCUUGCCAUAUUUUCCGAACGCAUUCUUCAUCCCGUGAUGAUGCGACGCCCGUCUGGUAAGAAAAUAUAAUUUUGUUUAAAUGUGAAUACGAUUGCAGGCCGGGUCCCCCGCUUUUCCGACGCCACAAUGGGUUCCUGGAAACUCCGUCCGUCGUAAACCGGACUCCUCUAUUCGCAGCGGCGGUAGAAGCAGUCGACACGUCACUUGCCGAUGUCGUUUUAUUCCUUCUCUCGGCCCUAUUCAACCGGCUUUUAUCGGCAACAAUCCACAAAAGCACUCGAGAAUAACAAAAGGCUCCGCGCCAAGUCGCAUCGGAAACCAGACUGACUCUGUUCGAAGGUUGUUCGGAGUCGUGUCAGAAGGUGCAUCGUUAAUCCAGUUUCUUCGUGGUAAAUCGAUCUGUGGUGGUCGUAUCUAACCGUGGUAAACGGGAGACCGCCUGCACGUCACUCGGUUCUCAGUUUAGUCUUCCCGGAGUGAUGGUGGCGGUGAUUGCGGUUACCCCGAGGGUGACGUCGACGGUGCCGAUGGUGCCGAUGGUGCUCCUUGUCCGUGCUGAUAUCGGUUUUUCCAUUCCUGGGGGUCAUCAGCGACGCAGCCACAAACUUAGUGACAUUUGCUUGUCGCGGGGUUGUUGAGGUAUUACGGAAGGAGAAAAAGUAUGCAUUAUUAUUAAUAUUAUUGUAAAAAAAGAACGCUUAUAAAGACACUGGCUUGUAAAUACAAUUUGCGUUUCAAUUAUGUGCCAAGGUGCGUGAUUUGUUUUUAAUCGCGUACGAGUCUUUUUCAUCAUCCCAAGGAGCGUCCGUGCGGCCCAGCGAGCUGGGUUGUGGCUCUGCGUCCUUGCCGUGCGCGCAGAAACGCACCUGGGAGUCGCACGUUGAGCCGCGCCCGGCUGAAGGAGUUUGGACGAAUCCACCUGUUGCCACCGCCAAACCGCAGUGUGGAAUUUGUGUGAUUCUCCCCCUGUUC